AUGUCUGCUUUUACGGCUCUCAAUGUCGAACCCGAAGACACAUUUGAAGAAGAGAUCGAUGACACGCGAGAGAUUCAACUUGAAGAGGCCUUUAAACUUUAUCAAAAUGCCCUGAAACUUCAUUCUCAAGGCCCCGAGUACUUUCAAGAAGCCAAGGAUGCUUACGACGAACUCCUGCGGUCCGAGGUCUUCAAAUACCCAGAUGUGGUCUCGGACUUUCAACAUGACGAGCUCGACGAUGAGGCGACAAUCGCCGCCGCUCAGGUAGACCCCGGUGCACUCGCUCUGCUCCCGAGCAGUGCCGCGGAAUCCUCCGCAAGUUCGGUUCCUCAACUUCUCUAUCUCGCCUACAAGAACAGGGGUCAGUUUCUCUUGGAUGUUGCUCGCCAUCAAGUCCCAAAUCAGAAGGCCUCUCGCCCCGAGGUUUGUCAAUACUAUGCCAAGUCCUGCAAGGAAGGCCUUCAACAGUUCGCAAAAGCUCUUGAGCGCGAUGAUACCGAUCUCGACUCCUGGAAGAAAGCUGCCCGUGUGGCAGAUGUACUGUCCACCCAGCGAAUAUCACGGUUCUGCUUGGAGAGCGUCCUAGCUGGUGAGGAUGAGGAUGGCGAACAAACCAUCGACUUAUCAGGUCUCGAUGAAGCCUUUGCAGCUGGAGAACUUGAGGAGGUACUCGAGCUGGUGCAAGAUGACCUGAGCCGUCUUCAAAGUUCAGAUGCGAAGCCCAAAGAGACGCUUCUGAGUGUGUUGAAGAAAUCAAAUGACCCAUACCCUUUCCUACCCAAGCACGCCACGACUCUCGAAUACCCUGAUGACAGGUAUCGCCCUCUUAGCGUUGCGCCAGGUCAAAUCUCUCUACGACCGAGCUCUCCUGAUCUUUAUUCCCUUGGCGAGGAGAUUUUUGAGAUUGUGGAAAAGCUUGAAGAGGGUACCACCACCCUCAACGGCAUCGAUCUCAGCAGCGCCACUACGAUUAAAAUAGAUCUGACUACGACAGACCACGAGGUUGAAAUGGCACCAACAUCUGACAGUGCAGCCAAGGAGGGCGACAUCCCGGGCUCUGGCCAGGACGAAGCGUCGCAGAGUCCUGUCCAAGAUCCAGCAGAGACAGGAAUCGAGAUUGAGCCGCUACCUGAAAAGGACUCGCCACGUGAUCAAGUUGCCGCCGAAACGGGCGAAGCAAAACCACGAGAGAACGAAAAGAUGGGGUUCUUGCCGGAUGGAGACACAAUCGAGGAGCGAUCGUUUGUUGCAGCGCCAUCACGGAAGCGGUCAACGACUGUUGCUGGUAACGAUGAAACCGAAGGGCGAGCAAAGAGUAAAAGACUACGAGCGAGAGAAUCAAUGGCUGACCAAAACGCUCAAGAGGAUGAAGCGUCGCACGAAGAUCCCCAGUACUUCUUGGAACAACUCGCCAUCUUCGAACAAGCGGACCAAGCUACAUUCGAUGUAGCUAAUUCCCUUCUCACUCAGCUCGGGAUGGAGCUAUACUUGUCAACAGAGCAAGCUAAGCAAGCUUUCUGGACGGGUACAGAUGAGAAAGCGAAUGAAAGAGGUUCCGAAAGUUCCCAGGAAGACCUACAACUGUCUUCAGACCUGCGCUUGAUUUUGAUGAGCUGGUCGGACGACAAGGGCCAUGCCAUUGUCAACGGUCAUGGUACCCAGGAUUUUCUUGAGAAAGCAAGUGGCAUGUCUUUGUUCCUGCAGCACCUUAAACCUGCCAUUCCGAAGGAGAUAGAGCGCCCGAGGAGCUCGGACAAAGUUGUCCUAGGCCGGCUCGUCACUUCAAUCAAUGCUGAACACACAAAUAUCUACAAGGCGGCAAGCUCCUGGUUGUCUGCGGUCCUCACUGGCUCGAGCAACAUGGACAAGCCAUGUCCAUCGCCCUAUCUAAGUGAGAAAUGGAGUGUCAAUAUGAAACACAUGGUCGGUGAGUUGGCGCGCACAAUGGAGGGAUAUCUAUGGGAGCUUUUCCGCCAGCGCCUUUCCUCCCUUUCCAAAUCGAGCCAAGAGCAGGUCGAUGGAGUCGACUCGGAAGUCCGCUCAUCUGUCGAACUCGUCCAGACCCUUUUCGAGAUGUUUCUAGAUACGGCUGCUGCGACUUCCGAUCUGGGCGGAGACAUUGACCAUGCAGAUCGGAUCAGGCACGCUGACCGCAUGAAGAGAUGGUCAAGUCUCGCGAGCGAGUUCAUGCAACUUUAUCUCAACAAUCCCGCUCUUGGGCUGAACGAUCCUCUAAUUCUCCGCUUUAUCUGGGCAUCAGUUGCCCAAGCCAGGCUGGACGACAAUGUCGCCAAAGAACAUAUUGUAUCAUUGCUCGAAGAGCUCAAAGCCUUGUUGGAGAAGACAAACGCCGACCCGAUCUUUCUGCCAAACAAUACUGUGAUGUCUGUCAUCUCUGUGGCGGCCAUUGAUCGAGAGCUAUCGGCUCUCAGUACGCGUGAUUUCUUCACAAGCGUGUUCGACGACGAUAACAACGACCCCGUGGCAGUAAUCGAGAAAUUGGAACCCAUCCUGGAGUCAACCCCUGAACCCAGAGAAGGGGUUACCACUUUCCAGCCUUUGACUCAGGCAGAAGAGCUCAUCCAAUUUCUUGAGUCCGGCGACGCGGCACUCAAAUUGUACUUGUGGAGACGCCUUCAGAACGCUUACACGGCGAUUUUAUAUACUCCCAAAGUCGUUUCUUGUCUUCUGCGAUCGAUUGAGACGAUUGUCAAGGAACUGUAUACCACGCGGCAUCUCGAAAUGGAACCAACUAUACGACAGAUCUCCAUGCUCAAAUGGUUACAUGAUGCGGACGAGAUGAUGAUCAGAGUAUUGGCAAAAGUUCUCACCGACUCUAGCCCGUUUGAAUGUGUUGACGGAGCCCAUCUUCGUUCAUCGUUGGAAGCAGUCGUUAGGCUUGUGAAGCUCCUCCAUGGGUUUGUCAUCUACGAAGAUUCCACACGCGUUGGUCAGUCUACCGGGCCUCAACUCAAAGGCGCGAAUUCCACGAAACUGUACGAGAAGAGCAAGGAUCGUUUCAGAGAAAUGCUCGUCCGCGCAUGGACUUUGCAAUAUACACUAUUGAAGGAGGCGACUGUCCAAGAACCUUCGCUUUAUCCGCGAGCAGCAGACGACUUGGCAGAAUAUCUCUGCACGGUCCACAACUCUUUCGGCGUCCGACAGUACUGCAAAUAUGCGAAUAAAUCCUUUGUAAAGUUGGUCAAGUCCGAGUUGGGAAAUCUCGCUACGGAACAGGACUAUACUGGCGAGAUUGCUCAAGUCUUCUUUGAUCUCUAUCAGCUUCGCAUUGCCAGUGGUGUUGGAGACGUCGACCAUGGCUGUCCUCCGGAAAACCUGGACAAGAAGACGGCCUGGUCCUUGAUCCCCACGAUCAUGAAAUAUGCUGAACGUUUUAACGUCAGAGACCUGAACAAGAGCGAGCUCAAAGCCACAAUUGACAAAAUGCAGCAAGCUCUAGGAGUGAUGAAGAGCCCUCCCACGUUGCAGCAAAACAAGCGAAUCAUUUCUUCGUAUCUCAAAUCGAUCGUCAAUGCAAAUGACUUGUACCGCUGCAUCAGAGGUAUCGGUGAUCUGCCAACACGGGUUGUGCAAGCGGACACGCAGAUUGCGGCAAACAGUGGCUGGUAUUUCAUGCUUGGACAUCUUACGCUUUCGAAAUACAAGUCGAUAAAAAGAGUCAAUCCAACGCCAACCGACGACUUGGAUGUUGCAGCGAGUUUCUUCCGUCAGGACCUGGAUCACAACAUUGAAAGAUGGGAAAGUUGGUAUCGUUUGGCACAAGUCUACGAGGCCAAGAUUGAAGACGACUUGAUCUGGAAUUCCACCAAACUCAAUGAAUCAAGGACCGAGAUUGCUCUGCUGGAGCGCCAAGCGAUUCACAGCUACAUCAUGGCUACUGCAGUAGCCUUGCGCUCCGCUGAUAACCGACCGGAAACUGUGGAGAAGGUUGAGGACAUGCUCACAGAGUUUGCAACGCGCUUGUAUGCAUCCUCUCGCCCUCCGCUGAAUAUGGAAGCGUUCCGUACCGACAAACAUAUACGCCACAUGAGCAGCAUCAUUGACAUGAGAAUGUCCAAGCAACCCUAUCACAAGCCCGUCGGACAGUAUUCUCUGUGGCAUUUCGCAGCUUAUCUUCUCGGAAGAAAGCUGACGGAUCGGCCCAAACCAUGGACAUCCCACUACACACGCGCGAAGUGUCUGUGGAAGAUGUUUCGAAGCUCGGAAAACCGAGGCCGUGUCACCGCGGAAGCUGUUGUAGAGGCCAUUAUCGAGGCCAUUGACGCUCUCCCUAAGAAGGAGAAGUCCAAUGAACCGAUUUUGGAACCUCAUUUCAAACUUGUGUCGAUUGUUCACAAGAUGGUGAGAAAACAAGAGAUCUCGCAUGCACAAGCCUACCAGUACCUACAAGCAUCGCGGUAUGCGGAAGGCGUGCCUUUGCCCGAGGAUGAACAAGGAGUCGAUUGGGUGGGAUACAUGCUGGACAUCUUGAAAAAACUUGGGCAUGCGGACAAGUCCAAUUGGCACCAUCGAAUCACAGACCGCGCGGCCCAUGUGAUCUUUGACGAUGAUCCGACUGUCGCCGGGGCACUUGGUGCUAAGCAUCAGUUCACACAACAGAUAUUCACCAAAACCAUGACGAUGCAGGUUUGGAAGCCUGAAUUUGAGCGGCCAGGGCGUCAUUAUGUUUACACUGGGCGAUACAUCUCUUUCUUCGUGCACCUUCUGGAGCAACUCAGCGACCGCGCAAACCUGGACCUGCUGGUCCGCCGCGUUCGGAGGAAGACGGGGGACUUUCUCGAUCACACUGCGGUCUGGGAAGAGGUGGCCACAACCUAUGUGCGGCUGCUGAGACGACUAGGCAAGAUACCCGAAGGUCGAGAACGAGCGUUAUUCGACGGCAUGAACCAUGAAGAAUUCACCAAGAAGUCAGAGAUGAUGGAGAAAUGGGCUCAUGAUCCCGACACGACCUCAGUAUAUUUGGAUAUUAUGCGAGACGGCAUCGACUUGAAACGUCUCAAUAAUAGUUUGCUGAAAGGCCCCGUCAUUGACGACCUCAUAGGGGAUUCUUACGCUUGUCUUUACGACGAAUUUAUCAAGCAAUUGCCACCUGAAGACCAGCCCAAGCCACAGCCCGCUGCCCUUCCACAAGGCACGUUCAUAAACAUGACGACCGACUUCGCUGCUGGUGGCGACGAUGCUGCCGAACGUGCCCGUCUUGCCAACGUGCUCCGCGCUCAAGGCGACGGUGCUGCUGACGGACCAUUGUCUGUGUCAAUCUCAGCGCCUGUAGGACUUGGGCUUCAAAAUUCACCCACUCCUUUCUCGGUUGCAAGUGGCCAACCAAUCCCCGAAGUUCAGCGCGAACGAGCCAGACCCGGACGUACAAAGACAGUCACCCGGCGUGAGAUCCAGCGCAAAGCGGAGGCCGCCAUUGUGAAGCCACCGCCAAUCAAGACGCCCAUACUUUCCAAGCAACCUAUCGUGGAGUUGCCUUCCAAGACAGAAGUUGGAACAGAAGCACCAAUUGACAAACGGCUGGCCGAAACCAAGGACGAAGACAUAGACGGGAGCAGAGCAAGCUCAAGACGGGGCUCUAUUCAGGACAGUGCGGAUGGAGAAGCCGACGCAGAAGAUUCUGGAAGUGAGCUUAGUGAGCUCGAAGAUAUGGACGAAGACAAGAAGCACAUGCUUGAAGAGUACGAGAUAUCCAGGGAGAAUGCCGACGAUGGAGGCGAAGAUGCAGCUGAAGAUGCAGCUGAAGACAAUGACGGCACAGAAGACGACGACGAGGAAAUGCAUGAUGCAGAGGAUGAGAUCGAGAUUCAAGACUCGCAGGGAAACAUUGGUAAUGUUGCACGAGAGAACAAAGGCAGCAGCCCGGGCGACGACGAACAAGAGUUUCAUGAAGCACGACAGGAACACACCGACACAGUGGACUAG
Fonsecaea multimorphosa CBS 102226 is the source of this 5943-nucleotide messenger RNA. RefSeq lists its product as uncharacterized. Gene Ontology annotation, molecular function: nucleosome binding. Gene Ontology annotation, biological process: chromatin organization. Gene Ontology annotation, cellular component: nucleus; HIR complex. The transcript has a single exon. The record is from RefSeq and is a predicted model, not a curated record. NCBI's taxonomy places the organism in Eukaryota, Fungi, Ascomycota, Eurotiomycetes, Chaetothyriales, Herpotrichiellaceae. The coding region runs from base 1 to 5943 and encodes 1980 amino acids.